AUGGCAGAGUCCGACCAACCUCAGCGGCGGUCGUCAUCGCAAGCCUCCAGCGCCUCAAGCAGAAGUCGAAAUGCUAAGAUGAUGCGCGCCAAAGUCCAGAAACGCCACUCUGGCUCGUCAAACACAACCACGGAUCUGACCUCGUUUCCAUCUCUUUCACCUCCCGACAAAGCCACCACCCUCACCCGUGGUUUGACAAAUACUUUAUUUUCCGGCGAAGAUGGAGAGGAGACCCAGGGAAAUGGCCGAGGGCGCAAGGCAACAUUAGCGAAGCUUACAGCCGGAGCGUCACAAAAGUCUGGCCGAUCUGCCUUGUUUGCCGAUUCCGUUUUGACCCAGGAUAUCCCAGGUGCCUUGCAUUUGGCCGAUGAUGCGCAUAUUGAGCGUCUAGUUGCCAGUACAGGGGCCGUGAAGAUGGUGAGACAGUUCGCGCGCGAUCUGGCUCAACGAGAUGCUGAGAUUUCUGCUCUCCGCCAACGUGCCGAUGCACGAGAGCGAGAACUAAAGAGAAUGCUCCGAGAGGUCUCCGUCAGUAACCAGGACAUUGAGCGUCGAUUGUAUCAGCUGGAAAACCCGCCCGGAGAUCGAAUUUCGGAUGCUGAAAGCACCCACAGUAGUGAUCAUGCUGGCCAUGCCUCCUCUGGAUUAAAUGGGCUGAUGUCCCAAGCCAUGGAGGACACUGUGGGCUCUCGGCCCUACGACAAAUCCGAAGCGCAGUCUGAUCUUCAAGCUACAAUCCGGGCUCAGCGAGCAGAGGCUGAUGGUCGCAUGGUUGAUGGCAACGAUACCACUCGGAAACGCAAUAGCUCGAUUCGCGGCUGGCAAGAGUACAUUUUUGGCUCGACAAACACAAGUCGCAAAACGAGUCGUGCUAGCAGUAUCAUGAGUGGUGUAGGAGAGCACGAUGACGAAGAGACUGAGCGCCUUCGAGUGCCUAGCAAUCCAUCGCGUCGCAAAGCUCUUGACGAGCAGCUUUUCCAACCACCCGAUGCACUAACACGAGUUGGUGGACCGGCAAAGCGAAUUGCCAGCCCGUCAGUGACGGGAGACGAUGCCAGCACGCAUUCACGCAAAUCCUCGAGGUCAAUCGGCUCGUGGACCGUCAAGCUGUUCGCUGGCAAUCCUCAGGCAAACAAGGAUGCAAGUGACUCCGAGACCAAUCAAGCUAAGCCAAUGUCCAAAGUUCCGGGUGGAGAUCGAAGCGCUCCAUCUACUCUUUCAGGCAAAGGCGGGAUGUCGGCAGUCGCUGCAUUGAAAAGAAUCAAUAGCAAUGUCAGUGUGCCUUCUGCACGCUCUGCCAGUGGAAUAAGUGUCCAAGGCAAAAUGGGCCCAUCUGCCUCGCGACGAAACCCAGCAGGCAGCAUCUCGCAAGGAGCAGCGUCUGAGGCCACAGAUCGAAGCUCCACGAACCUGGGACCUGUCGAGAUGGAUGCCAUCUUGCCUAUGGAAUCGAAGCCUCCCACACUCACUCCUGUUUACAAUAACUCUCAGUCAGGUGAAUUUCUCACAGAUCGCUUUGGUUUCAUUUAUGAUCAACGUCGAAAGAAGCGUCAAAGAGAAGCCAAUACAACCAAGAGUAGCGGCCACCGCUUAAGUAUUGGAGAGACUCUUGGUACCCUGCGAACAGACGCUUCUGAUGCAGAAGAUGAUCCUGAUGUUCGAAGUCUCACCCAGACGGUCUCUGAGACCACACCUCCUUCUCCUACAUCACCAGAUGACCCUGAAAGUGAAGCGAUUUCCGUCCGCCGUUGGCAGGACUAUUUGAAAAUCCCAUCUCGCCCUACAGAACUUCUCUCCCAUACACCCUCUGCGGGGCCAAUCAUCUCUCUGACCUCAGGAGAAAAUCGUCCCCAUAGCUCGUCUGUUUCUGUUGACAAAGUCGGAGCCUUGUCUGUUGGCUCUGUCGGCCAGCCAUCUGCUUCAACCUCAGCCAUCACAGCCGACAGUCCUGAGUUUGCGGGUCUAUCAUCCGAUCAAGCAAAUGACAUGACUUCCAAGAUUUCAAUGGCAGAGACUGAGCCGGUGAAAUUAUUGCUAGAGCAACUGACAGAGCUCCACGAUACCCUGCAGCGUGACCGAACCGUGCGGUGGAACGAAUUCCUUCGCAAGGUGCGCGCAGAACGCCGAAAAGAAGGUGAGGCUGCAGCCGCUGCAGCACCCGACCGGUCUGUAGCUGCAGUCGAUACACCUGAGGCCUCACUCGCAGAUGGUGAGGUCGUGGGCAUCGCCGGCCUGGGCAACAAGGGCAAGGUUGGUCGAGCAAAAUGGCGCGAAUUCCGGCUGCUUGUACUCGGCGGUAUCCCAGUCGCUCUUCGUGCCAAAACUUGGUCAGAAUGCAGUGGUGCUUCUGCUAUGCGAAUUCCCGGGUACUACGACGAUCUUGUGCAUAGUGUUGGUGGAUCGGAGCCUGAUUCCUCUGUUGUAUCCCAGAUCGACAUGGAUAUCCGUCGCACUCUCACCGACAACGUCUUUUUCCGCAAGGGUCCUGGUGUCGGCAAACUGAAGGAAGUGUUACUUGCGUACUCCCGCCGUAAUCCUGAAGUUGGCUACUGCCAGGGCAUGAACCUGAUAGCCGGAUCCCUCCUACUCAUCAUGCCCACUGCUGAAGAUGCAUUCUGGAUUCUGACUUCGAUGAUCGAAAUCAUCCUACCCCAGCACUACUAUGAUCAUGGAUUGCUAGCCUCUCGAGCCGAUCAAGUUGUACUGCGACAGUACAUCUCGGAGCUACUCCCCAGACUUUCAGCUCACCUAGAGGAACUGGGAAUCGAGCUUGAGGCGCUCACUUUCCAGUGGUUCCUAUCAGUCUUUACAGACUGUCUCUCCGCCGAGGCGCUUUAUCGCGUAUGGGACGUUGUCCUUUGUCUCAACGUCACAAGUGCUGUCAAUGGCCCUGGGCCCACCCUAAAUACGAAGGAAAGCAAUGACAAGGCCCCCAAGGUGGCCGAAGACGCCUCCGGCAGCGGAGGUGGAAGCACGUUCCUUUUCCAAGUUGCACUCGCUCUCCUUAAACUCAACGAGCAGCAAUUGUUGACGACCUGCUCAACGCCCGCUGCUCUAUACACAUACAUCAAUCACCAAAUGACCAACCACGCAAUCAGCAUCGAUGGACUGAUUCAAGCCAGUGAAGCAUUGCGCAACGUGGUCCGUCGAGAAGACGUCGUUGCGCGCCGAGCUGUUGCCCUGCAGCAAAUGCGAGACUUGAGCAGCGGCCACAGUAACUAG
Molecule: messenger RNA, 3222 nt
Organism: Penicillium nucicola
Lineage: Eukaryota; Fungi; Ascomycota; Eurotiomycetes; Eurotiales; Aspergillaceae
Exons: 1
Coding region: 1-3222 (1073 amino acids)
Source: RefSeq, a predicted model, not a curated record